Molecule: messenger RNA, 1296 nt
Organism: Nicotiana tabacum (common tobacco)
Lineage: Eukaryota; Viridiplantae; Streptophyta; Magnoliopsida; Solanales; Solanaceae
Source: RefSeq, a predicted model, not a curated record
AUGGAUUCUCAGUCAUUUGGACCUUCAUUGUUUGCUUUACAUAUCACUAGUGUUCUAGUUCGUGCUUUACAAUACUGGGUAAAAUCGAAGACAUGUCAGAAAUAUAUUCUUUUCCGUUUUCAUCACGGUGGAGUUUUUACCGAAGCUCCUGUCGCCAAAUACAUUUGUGAGGUGGUUGAAAUAAUUAAUAACUCAUUGCAUGAUGAGAAUAGGGCAGAACAAUAUGCUGAACAGGUUGUGGAGGCUACAGUAAAUACAGCUGUAGAAAACAUUCAAAUUGAAAAUGGAGAGAGAGAUUUAGAUGCUGGUGGUGAAAAUACAGAGGUGGAUUUAUCAGAUUUGUUGUCUAGUGACACUGAUUUAGAUGAUAUACCUGAGGAAUAUGAUAGACAAGUAAGAGAGACAAAUAUACUGAAAAAUUGGGGAGGGGGUGGUGAGGAUUACUAUGAUAGUAGUGAUAUAAGAAGUGAUGAUAGUCAAGAUGAGCUAGAUGUGCUAGUUGAACUUGGUAUUGACUUACCAGCUAGAAGGAGUAGUAAGAAGCUCAGGUUUGACCUAGACUGUUGGUUGGCUAUUUUUGAACUUGGUAUGGUCUUUGAAGGUGUUGUUGAGUUUAGGAAGGCUGUUCAAUCCUAUGCUGUUGAAAACAAAGUGCAGCUCACACUUAAGCCUAAUGAGAAACAUAUAGUUAAGUACAAAAGUAAGGGUUUGUGCAAAUGGAAGCUACAUGCAAGCACAUAUAGAGAUUCUGGUGAUUUUAUGGUGAAAAAGUAUCAUCCAUGGCAUGAGUGUACCACCAAAAAUAAGAACAUGUUGUGCACUUCUAAGUACAUUGCUCAUAAAUUUAAGGAUAGAAUAGUUUCACAACCAAACAUUAAAUUGUGGGAGAUUCAAGAUUGGGUUAGGAAGAAGCUUGUUUUGUAUAUUGGGAGGACUAUAGCAUACAGAGUUAAGUCUAUUGUAAUGCAGGAGUUCAUGGAGGACUGGAAACUAGAAUUUUUCAAAUUAGCUGACUAUGCUGACACAACUAGGAGGACAAAUCCAGGGAGUUCUUGCUGGAUAAGAAUUGAUAGUGACACUGUACCAGGGAAGCACUUAUUUGUCUACUUUUAUGUAUGUUUUGAUGCUCUUAAAAAGGGAUGGUUAGAAGGGUGCAGGGGAAUCAGUGGCUUUGAUGGAUACUUCUUGAAGGGGUUAUAUAAAGGUGAAUUGUUGGUAGCAGUUGGAAAAAAUAGGAACAGUCAGAUAUUUCUAAUAGCAUGGGCAGUUGUGGAUCAAGAGACAAAACAUUCUUGA